UCUGCUCCAAGCAGAACCGUAUAUCUAGGCAACGUCCCCCCUGAAAUUACUCCCGAAGAAUUGCUUGACCAUGUUAGAAGUGGAAUCAUCGAAAGCGUUCGCAUAUUACCCUCGAAAAUGUGCGCCUUCAUCUCUUUUAUAGACGAAUCUUCUGCUCUUCUCUUUCACUCAGACGCCAUCCUAAAAAGAUUAACCAUUAAAAACAACGAUAUCAGAAUUGGCUGGGGUAAAAGCACCCCUAUAACUCCCGCCGUUUUAAACGCUAUACAAAGAGAUGGUGCUACAAGAAACGUUUAUCUAGGUCUCUUACCUCACGAUAUCACUGAAAAUGACUUGAAAAACGAUCUCAUCAAAUUCGGCCAAAUCGACACCAUAAAAAUCCUCCCCGAUAAAGGCGUAGCCUUUGUUCAUUUCCUAUCAAUCCUAAGCGCUGUCAGAGUCGUUCAACAAUUGCCUCUAGAAGAAAAAUAUGUCAACAGAAAAGUCUUUUACGGUAAAGAUCGUUGUGCUUUCAUUACAAAGACUCAACAGCACAAUGCUGCUCAAUUCUUAGGUCUCGCUCCAGGCAUGGAACACUUGGUUACUGCCGCUGAUAGAGACUUUAUUUCAAAUGCCCUAGUCCAACAAUCUGCUGCCGCUGCUGCUAUAGCCACUAGUGCCGGUGGUGCCAACAAUUUGGGCAACAGAACUGUCUACUUGGGUAACCUACAUCCUGACUCCUCAAUUGAAGAAAUUUGUAACGUUGUUAGAGGCGGUUUACUACAAAAUAUAAGAUAUCUCAACGAACGUCAUGUUUGUUUUAUAACUUUCAUUGAUCCAAUUGCUGCUGCUCAAUUUUUUGCAAUGUGUCAUCUACAUGGUCUAACAAUUCAUAACAGAAGAAUUAAAGUAGGUUGGGGCAAGCAUUCUGGUCCUUUACCAAACCCAAUCGCUCUAGCGGUUUCUAGUGGUGCUUCAAGAAAUAUUUACAUUGGUAAUAUUGAAAAAGAUCUAGAAACGGUUUAUUCAGAAGCAAAAUUAAGAAAGGAUUUCAGCAAAUUUGGCGAAAUCGAACAAAUCAACUUCUUGCCUGAAAAGAAAUGUGCUUUUGUUAACUUUACCAACAUAGCCAAUGCAAUUAAAGCAAUCGAUGGUAUUAAAACAAAUAACGACUUUAAAAACUUUAAAAUUAACUACGGUAAAGAUCGUUGUGGAAAUAUGCCACGUCAAUUUCAAAUUCAAAAUUCA
Messenger RNA from Ascoidea rubescens DSM 1968, 1227 nucleotides. It is a transcript of the gene MRN1, whose product is annotated as Mrn1p. The transcript has a single exon. Gene Ontology annotation, biological process: mRNA splicing, via spliceosome. NCBI's taxonomy places the organism in Eukaryota, Fungi, Ascomycota, Saccharomycetes, Ascoideales, Ascoideaceae. The record is from RefSeq and is a predicted model, not a curated record. The annotation marks the transcript as partial. Gene Ontology annotation, cellular component: cytoplasmic stress granule. Gene Ontology annotation, molecular function: mRNA binding.